AUGUCGAGCGAACAGACGGACUCUGUCUUGAAUCCUGUAGAUGGUCACCCAGAAACUAUAGGAGAUGCCGUCGCCUUAAAACCAAAGAAGACGAAGCUCUCCAAAAAGAAGCGUGAAGCCGCAAGGAAGCUUGCAAACGAAGCUACAUCUCACGAGCAACCAGCUGAGAAAUCAAUGAUGGAGCAUCAAGAAGCAUCAGGCGAUGGAGCAUCAGGCGUCGAAGUCAUCGAAUUUGAUGACCUCGAAGCAUCUGCUGCUACGCCUCCCUCAGUAGUACCAGGUCAUUGGAGAGGUCCAUCGUCGUCAAGAGGACGAGGAAGCCCUCGUGGACGUGGAAGGGGUGAUCCAUUUCAUGCUCGUCCAUCAUAUAAUGACAGGAAUACGUAUCAGCCCAUGCAGAAUGCUUACUUUAAUCAACAAUCAACUUCACCAUUUACAACCUCCUCAUCGUCGUCGUCAUCUGCUUCGCCUUUUGCAACAAAUCAACACACCGACCAAUCGGCCUCAGCUUUUCCUCUGCCAAAUAAACCACAACAUAACAGUAAAGGCAAGCAAACACCAGAAAACUGGCGUCAAAAAAAGGAUGUAAUAACAGAAGAAUUCAAUCGUCGACGCGAUCAGCCACAGCAUCAUUCACCACCACAAGGUCCAUUCGAUCACACCAAUGCUAUGCCGAUUCCAGGACAAUAUGAUAAUUCAGCAGGAUAUGGAACGCAACCUCAGUAUUAUCCGCCAUUUUCAACUCGUGGUAGGGGUCGAUCGCGAGGAUUUGUUGCUCCUCCACCAAACUUCCAGGCACCACCACUGCCAAUGUAUAAUCAGGACGGUCAAUUCGGUGGAAGAGGAGCUACAAAAGAUCAUCAUAGUAGAAACAACUGUUACGAAAAUGGCUACUAUUCGCCGCCUCCUAGGCCGCCAAUAUUCGAACCAACGUAUACACGUGGAGGACGUGGAAGAGGCACUGCCAGUAGAGGAGAGCACAAUAGCCCACCACAUCACGUAGACAAUGGGUCGAAUGGAAGGAACGCAUCUCGCUCGGCCUCUACUAUGAACGACCACAUCAAGUUUGGUGGUAGUGAUGACACGAUGAUGCCUGGUGGUAGUGGUAGUCGUGGUCGUGGAUUCAAACCUGAGAUGUUUGAUGAGAAGGUUGCGGACAAGGAACUCUUCAACAAGUCUGCACCCUCAACCCCCCAAAGCCAACGAAGUGGACAAGGAUCAACGCCUCAAAGUCAACGAGGUAGUGCAGGACGUGAGCGUGUUGGGGGACAAAAGCUGUACGAUCACCACACCAACAGUUUCCAAGCUCAUGACGAAGAUAGUCAUCGUAAUCGUCGACACAAUAGCAGCAACAGUAAUAGUGAUUCCCUAGCUAGGCCUUCCUCCAACCGCAAAAACGGUAAUAGUUCAAGUCCAUUCUCACCGUCAAAAUCGCCACGUAAACCCAACAAUGGGAAAUCGCUCUUCGAUGAAUACAUGACAGCCGUUCAAGUAGAGGAAGGUCUCAAAAACGGCGAAUUAAUCAAGGGAAGCUUACGUAUUAACAAGAAGAAUCGUUACCACGCAUACGUGCCUGUUGAAGGGCGUGAGCGAGAUUUAUUCAUAAAUGGUCAACGCCAUCGUAAUCGAGCAUUCGAUGGUGACAUUGUCAUUGUCAAACUGCUGGAAGGGAAAGAAUUGUUGGAAGAACGUGAUAAAUUCUUGAGUUUCAGAGAUGUCAAAAAGGCUGAUUUCGAUGAACGUCAAAAGAAGGUGCAAAUGGCUGUUGACGAAAAUAUGAUGCAUGAAGAUGAUGAAGACGCAGAUGAGGUAUCACAAGAAUCUGAUGAAAAAGAUGCUGGUCGUACCCUCAUUGGUGCUGACGAUGACGAAGAUGAAGCCCUCGCAGAUCGUCAAUUCGGCAAAGUAGUGUAUAUUUUUGAACGAAGUCCAAAUCAAACCUUUUGUGGUAUCUUGACCACGGAUCGAUACUCUCAACCAAAGGAUGGAGCAUCUUCUCUUCCAUCUGAUACACCUACAAAAUCUGCCGCCAAUACGAACAAUGGAAAUCCAGACACUCGAUACAUUUGGUUCAAGCCGAGUGAUAAACGAGUCCCUCUCAUGACUGUAUCACGAUCAGAUGUACCUAGCGAAUUCUUGGAUGAUCCACAAGCAUUCGCCAAUACAUUGUUUCGAGUUUCUGUUGCUCGAUGGUCAAUCAACACCAACUAUCCAUUUGGUCGAUUACAUGGUCCAGUCGGACAAGUUGGCGCUAUUGGACCUGAGACUGAUGUCUUGUUGAUAGAAAAUGGUAUCAACUGGGAUGUCUUUACUGAUGAAGUGUUGGGGUGUUUGCCACCCACGCCUUGGACUAUUUCAGAAUCCGAAAUCGCCAAACGACGAGACUUUAGGAACGAGAGAAUCUUCACCAUUGAUCCUCAAACAGCUCGAGAUCUAGACGAUGCAGUAUCAUGCAAACCUCUAGAAAACGGUCUAUACGAAAUCGGAGUGCACAUUGCUGAUGUCUCUUAUUUCGUCAAGGCUGGAACACAACUGGAUCGUGAAGCACGCAAUCGAAGCACCACGAUAUAUCUAGUACAGAAAGCUAUACCCAUGUUACCACGACUGUUGUGUGAAGAAUUGUGUAGUUUGAAUCCGAAUGUUGAUCGAUUGGCCUUUUCGGUUGUUUGGCAUAUGAACGAAGAGGGUGAAGUUGUGAAUGAGCCUUGGUUUGGACGUAGUGUUAUUAAGAGUUGUGCCAAGAUGUCUUAUGAUCAUGCGCAAGCUGUCAUCGAGGGCAAAAGCUGGGAAGGGUUGCCACCUGUCGACAUUGGCGGUGGAUAUUGUUUCACUGACUUGACCACAGACAUUCUGAAAAUGUUUGAACUGAGUAAAAAGAUGCGAGCACGUCGUUUUGAACGUGGUGCUCUAUCGAUCAAUUCAAUCAAGUUGUCAUUUGGUCUGGACGAGGAUGGUAAUCCAAUGAGGUGCCAUCAAUAUGACAUUCGUGAUAGUAAUCGUCUCAUUGAAGAGUUCAUGCUAUUGGCAAAUAUGGCAGUCGCAACAAAACUCUGCGAAACAUUCCCAGAUGCUGCUCUCUUACGUCGUCAUGAAGUACCGUCAUCAUCUGCUAUGAAAGAAUUUGUCGAAACUGCAAACAAGCUUGGAUAUGCUAUAAAUGCAGAGACGUCAAGUACUUUCCAAGCGUCGUUUGAUGCUAUUGAAAGUGAGACUGUGAGGGAUGUUAUGAGGCUACUCGCGAUUAAACCAAUGAAGAGGGCCAAGUAUUUCUGCAAUGGGAGCGCAGAAAUCACUUCAUUCCAUCACUAUGCUUUGAAUGUGCCGUUGUAUACCCAUUUCACUUCUCCCAUCCGUCGAUAUUGUGAUUUGAUUGUCCACCGUUUACUAGACUGUGCAAUUCGAUCUUCCAAAAACCCACUCAACACCAAAGUAGUCGAUGGAAUAGCCAAACGAUGCAACACAAUGAAGGAUGCAUCCAAGAAUGCCCAAGAAGCAUCCCAACGACUAUACCUCGUAGCCUACCUAGAUCGAAUUGCCAAACCCAAUGACUCAGUAUUUGAGAAGGGCAUUGUGUAUCGUGUAGGACCACGAUUCUAUGAUGUACUUGUUGAAAAGUAUGGAAUUGAAAAGCGGGUAUGGGUUGAGGACUGUAUGACUAAGGAGGGAGCACUUGGAUGUGAUUUCGAUGAAGAUAAGAAUGAGCUGCAUAUCUUUUGGAAGAAGGAGGGUAGUAAUAGUCCUGAUCUUGAUACGAAGGAUAUUGCUUUGAACGGGUCGAAUGGCAUCGCUUCGCCUAAUGGUGUUGCUUCGCCUAAUGGCGUUACUUCGCCUCACAGUAUUGCUUCGCCUACGAAUGCUACACAUGAUAAUGCUAUGAACGGAGACAGCAGCAACACCGAUUAUAGUAUAGCUGCCACCAAUGGAAACGCUAGUAGUAGCAGUGAUAGUGAUGUCAAGGGCAAAGGAAAAGCUCCAGUCGUUAUCUCGGAUGAUAGUGAUGACGAAUGGACUACCGAUGACGAAGAAGAAGAGGAAUCAAGAGUAAAAACAGACUCUGCCGAAGCCGAACUUGUCAAUAAAACAGCAACCCUUGCUAUAAAAUCAAGUCCAGAUACCCCAAUAACAACCAUAAAAUCACUCAAACCACCAUCAUCUGGAUCAGCAAAGAAAUCACCAUUCAGCAAACGAAUGACACGACGAAACAUUGACAAGGAUCAAGUUUAUGUCCAAGUCAUUAAAGUAUUUGAUUAUGUGGGCUUGCGGAUCCUUCCAUUGUUGGCACGAACGCCACCUGAAGUUAGAUUGUAUGGUGCCAAUCCGACGAAUAUAAUUAAUAGCAGAAGUGGUCGUGGAGGAGUUGCACAAUCAGCAGAAGCUCAAGAAGGUUAUGAUUCAGCACGCAAGGACUUUGAGGACAAUGUUUUGAUUGAAUCUUGUCCUGCACUUGCUGAAGAUGCUGAUUGA
This is a messenger RNA of Synchytrium microbalum, 4464 nucleotides long. RefSeq lists its product as uncharacterized. Gene Ontology annotation, molecular function: 3'-5'-RNA exonuclease activity; RNA binding. Lineage: Eukaryota; Fungi; Chytridiomycota; Chytridiomycetes; Synchytriales; Synchytriaceae. Bases 1 to 4464 code for a protein of 1487 amino acids. The record is from RefSeq and is a predicted model, not a curated record. The transcript has 11 exons. Gene Ontology annotation, cellular component: P-body; exosome (RNase complex).